CUGAUACGCCCGACGACAGAUAUUCAUGCGCCGGCGAACCAGGGUCAGGUGUGCUUCAAGGGCAAGUUCGGGCUGGACUUCGUGAACAACACCCGGCGGCGACUGAAGAAGCCGCUGGUGAGGCACAGGGGCGAACUAGAAGAAGUUUCCUGGCCCGACGCGCUGGACGCCGCUGCGGAACGACUUGUCAGGCUCAGGGGCGAUCAGUAUGCCAUAGUCGUUUCCCCGCGCGGCACGAAUGAGGACAACUAUGUUGCCCAGAAGUUCGCGCGCGCUGUGAUGGGCAGCAAUAAUGUUGACAUCUCAUCGAACCUGCGCCCUGAGUUGACCGCGCCACUGCGGGAAAUGCUUGGGCAGGCCGCUGCCACCAACCCCAUCUGGGACCUGGAGCAAGCCAGCUCGAUACUGGUCGUCGGCUCGAACAUGACCGAGGAGCAGAACGUCAUCGGCGUGCCCAUCAAGAAAGCGGUGAAGGCAGGGCGCGAGUCUGGUGGUCAUAGACCAGCGGGAGACUGA
This is a messenger RNA of Geodia barretti, 516 nucleotides long. NCBI's taxonomy places the organism in Eukaryota, Metazoa, Porifera, Demospongiae, Tetractinellida, Geodiidae. The record is from the annotation of a GenBank genome assembly.